Molecule: messenger RNA, 1488 nt
Organism: Endocarpon pusillum Z07020
Lineage: Eukaryota; Fungi; Ascomycota; Eurotiomycetes; Verrucariales; Verrucariaceae
Exons: 4
Coding region: 1-1488 (495 amino acids)
Biological process (GO): transmembrane transport
Cellular component (GO): membrane
Molecular function (GO): transmembrane transporter activity
Source: RefSeq, a predicted model, not a curated record
AUGGAGCCCAAUGCAGGUAUAACAGAGAAAGGGUCUGAGCUUGACGGCCGAAUCUCCUCACUCAUACCAGACAAACGCGACCCCGAAACCCUGGAGAUAGAUGCAGUUGCCGAAAAGAAACUGAUUCGGAAAUUGGAUCUAUACAUCGUGCCAAUGGUGAUGUUGCUGUACCUUCUGUCCUUUCUUGACCGUGUAAACAUCGGUAACGCACGUCUCUACGGCAUGACAGAAGACCUUUCCCUAACUGGUUCUCGAUAUCAAGUCGCUGUCUCUAUCCUUUUUGUGACGUACAUCCUCUCGGAGCUGCCCUCGAAUCUUGUUCUAAAAAAAUUCCGUCCUAGUCGCUGGAUCGCAUUCAUCACGACGGGCUGGGGCAUAGUCGCAACGUUGCAGGGUAUCGUGCAAUCGUACGGCGGUCUGAUUGCGACUAGGUUAAUGCUUGGGGCCCUUGAGGGCGGGCUUUUCCCUGGGAUGGCAGUAUACCUGACGCUAUUUUACACCAAGACGGAAUUGGCGCUCAGAAUUGGGUAUCUCUUCGUUUCUGCCGCUCUUGCGGGAGGGCUUGGAGGUUUGCUGGCGUAUGCAAUUGGAAACAUGGACGGGGUCGCCGGACAAAGUGGAUGGCGGUGGAUCUUUAUACUCGAAGGAUUGCCAACCUUUGUACUUGGGAUAAGUUGUUGGUGGCUUCUGGCAGACGAUCCAGAAACGGCGUUCUAUCUGAGACCAGAGGAAAAGGCCUUGAUGCUUCGGAGGAAGCAGAGGCAGACAUGGUACACUAAAGCCGGAGACCGGAUGCACAAAGAAGACGUGGUCAAGGGCCUCAAGGAUUGGAAGAUCUGGAUGUUUUGUCUGGGCCAAUUUGGUGUGGAUACGGUACUUUAUGGGUAUAGCACCUUCUUACCGACGAUCAUCCAGGGAAUCGGGAACUGGAAUGCGGCGCAGACACAAGCCCUGACCGUGCCCUGCUAUGCACUAGGCGCGAUCAUAUAUUUGCUGGUGGCGAGAUUGUCGGACCGGCAGCAGAAGAGGGGGAUCUAUACGGUGAUCUUCGGCGCUGUGACCGCAAUAGGCUAUGGAGUGCUAAUUUCGGACACCACCAGCGCUGGGCACUAUGCAGGCUGCUUUUUGGUGGCGAUAGGGCUGUAUGUUGUGGUUGGGUUGCCGCUGAGUUGGCUUCCUUCAAACCAACCACGCUAUGGUAAACGAACCACUGCUGUUGGCAUGCAAUUGACCAUUGGCAAUCUCAGCGGCAUCAUGGCACCGUUUCUGUACGAAACGAGAGAUGGGCCAAGAUAUAUCAAGGGUCACGCUGUGACUCUUGGUAUGGUAGCCUUCGCGUCCAUCCUGUACGGUUACAUGUGGUUCUAUUUUGCAAGGAGAAAUUCAAGAAGAAGUAUCGGACUUGAAGACAAGAAGAUCGAAGGCAAAACAGAGCAAGAGGCAGCAGAGAUGGGAGACGAGUCUCCUCGAUUCGUUUUUACCAUUUGA